Eucalyptus grandis is the source of this 1878-nucleotide messenger RNA. RefSeq lists its product as uncharacterized. The record is from RefSeq and is a predicted model, not a curated record. The transcript has a single exon. The coding region runs from base 1 to 1878 and encodes 625 amino acids. NCBI's taxonomy places the organism in Eukaryota, Viridiplantae, Streptophyta, Magnoliopsida, Myrtales, Myrtaceae.
AUGGCCUUUGUCGAAAGAUUUAUGGGAAGCAUGGAGCAUCCAAUGGCUGGCCACCAUGAGCCUCCUUUGCCAGAUCACCCUCGCCAUCCUUGGAGCCGGCGGAGGUACAAGACCUCAAUCAUCAUCAGAUACGUCAUCCCCACCGCCUACCUGCUCUCCUCUUACUUCGCAACCAUUGCCCUUGGCAAGCUCACUGUUGUCCAGAUUGACAAUCCUGAUCGACCCGAUCACAUUACUGAGCUCAAGGGGUUGCUGGCACCGUUGCUUUUGAUGCUGCUUGGUAACCCAGACUCCAUAGUUGCAUAUUCGGUCGAGGACAACCGGCUCAGUGUCCGACAGAUGCCGAAUGUAUUCAUCAGGGUCAUUUUCGUUGUCUGGAUCCUGAUUCGCUGCUGGGACAGCUCAUCCCCCAUCCCAUUGUUGUACUUCCCCUUGUCUGUUGCUGGGAUCAUUCAAUCAGCAGUGACAGUUUGGGCCCUCAUGAAUGCGUACUGGAAGAGAUCGAGCAUAUCAGCCUACGAUAUCUUCGAGGAAACUGUCCCCACGCAGUCGAUGGAGCAGAAGAUCAUCUUGAAGGCGUACGAUCGGUUCAAUUGCUUGAAGCCCCACAUUGGAAACUGGCUCUACCACCCGGAAUCACUAGAGGAAUUUCGGUUAACUGUAGAGCGUGAUUUAGCCUUCAUCACAACUGAGGUCGAGCUUGGAUUCAUGUAUGACAUACUUUACACCAAGCACCCGAUUCUCUAUAAACGGCUCGGUCUUUUCUGCCGCUUCUUUAGCUUUACCUGUCUAGUUUCAGCCUUGUGUGGAUUCGCCACUCUUUUCAAGAGUGUCUUCUUGAUAGACAAGUACAUCACCUACACUUACGCCUUGUUGAUAGGAGUCACUGCCCUGGAAGGUUACCAAAUUGUUCUGCAACCUUUUUCGGCAUGGGCCAUUGUGGAGAUGAACCGUCACCAAAGAAAUCGGCCCAUGUUGACGAGGACGUUGAACUUCUUAGCUGAAAGUUAUAUGAAGCGGAAAAGGUGGUCAAACUCAGUCGGGCAACUCGACUUGUUGGAUCAUCGCCUGUACGACGAGUGGCCAUGGUCCAUUGGAAGAAUCCACAAAUGCUUGCGCACCUUGAGAAGGUAUUGGAUUCACUCUCAACGGAAAAUUCCCGUCUCGCUCAAGGAAUUGCUGGUGGAAAAUAUUGUAAACUUCAACGCAAUCAGACACCAAAAGCCCUUCACGGAACGCGGCAAAUGGACGCUUGAAGCUCACAAACUCAUUGGCGAUAUGGACUGGGGUAAAAACAUUGGGACAAGAUUUGACAAAAGCAUCAUCAUUUGGCAUAUAGCAACGAAAACCUGCCUUCUUUCAGAGCCCAAUGAUUCUCCAAAUCGUAAAGAGAGCCAACUGCUAUCCAAUUACAUGAUAUACCUUCUAGCAUUGCGACCCUACAUGUUUUCCCUUACGACUACUGACAUCACAUUAGAGUAUGCUUGCGCCAUAUUGAAGCCGUUUAUCAGGUACAGAGACCCAAAUGACGCCUUGGGGACAUUGUUGUCAGAAGAGAAGAUGCUUGAACCCUCCCCGGAUCAGAUGGGAACCAUAAUCACCAGGAACUGGCACGUGCUGUCGGAUGUGCAGGAAUUGGUUGCUACACUAAAGUGCAAGAACAACAAGUGGCAGAUCAUAAGCAGCAUUUGGGUGGAGAUGUUGUGCUAUGCUGCGUAUAAUUGUGAAGUUCAGUAUCACACGAAAGAGUUGCAGCGAGGUGGAGAGCUUAUAACUCAUGUAUGGCUACUCUUGAUGCACCAUACAGAUAAGCACACCCAUCCUCCCAAGACCAAGCCCACCAGAGAAACCGAAGGCAAGUUGCAACGUGAGUUAUGA